GAGACACGACGAUACUUGUAGUAUUAAAAGAAUUUUUAAAUACACCUACAUAUAAUCCUUAACUCUCAUAUAUCCAGUGAACUUCUUUAUUUUGUUUACAAGCGUCAUUAUAUAUUACCAUAUAUGACUGAUUGGAAAUUCCCACUGAAGUAUUUUGGUGAAAUUGUCAGUGCAGAAUGCCUACAAGUUUAAGAAUCGACCUCAAAUCUCCAAAAUCCAGUUACAAUAUUAUUUCUAUGAAAAAUCGCUCUAUUGAAAUAAACGCUCCUUGGUCUCUAAACGAAGGAAAAGAUUAGUAAAAAAAAUAUAACAUAACUGUAGAAUAGCUUUUUUGUUUAAAACGCAAAUUAGUUUAGAUGAGUUGGUGAUCAGCUGUAACGUCAUGUAAAAGGAGUAGGGGUCAAUAGUUGGAAAUUCCAUAUCCCUCCUCUGACUCCUUUUCAAAACACAUGAUGAGUUGGUGGCAAUCGAGAAUCCUUCAGUUAGUGCAGUUUUCUAAACGUUAAUAAAUAGUUGAUUUUAAUUUUGCCAACUCUACUUGGUAGCUUGGGGAAAUGGCUUCUGGUAGUAAACGUACUACGAUGAAAUAUAUAUAUAAUUUACCUUAUCGGGAAUACUAUAUGUUGUGUCGUUAUUUGAAUGCGGAUGACACAUGGGAAGAUGUUGCGGGUAACUGGAUGAAUAUGGAUGUGUUAACAAUUAUGGAUUUGCGAAGGCAAAAGAAUCCAGCUGAAUAUGUUUUGAAUCUUUGGGGUCAUGAAAAUCACACUAUAGUUGAAUUAUUUGUUAUAUUUCACAAAAUGAAGUUCUAUGAGCCAAUGAAAUUAUUGCAGCCAUACGUGAGUCCUAAGUAUCAUUAUUUGUUACAUGAUGUAGAAAAGUGUCUUCAGAAAUCAACAUAUAAAAAACCAGAGCCUGAUAGAUACUCAAAGGACAUGAAAAUUGGAGAGCAAAAUUGUAAUUGGAAACAGCCUGCAGUUUCCGAUCUAAUCAAAUUAUUAUCAGAGACUUCUACUAAGAAAGAUCAUUGCAUGAAGAAUAAAGUCAUGCUGCAAGUACCAGUAAUAGAAGUUCCACAACCCCAAAGUGAUUCUAAUAAUUUAAAUGUGGUUUCGCCUAAAGCAACACCUCUACAUGACUUAAGUAUAGUAAAUCAAAUUACUAACACAUCUAAAAAGAAUAACAAUGUAUUAUUUACAAAAAAUGAAAUUACACUACCACAAGCUACAUACGAAGAACUUGUAGUUGCUACUGACAUGUGGAGUAUACAAAAUGUUUUGAGUAAAGGCAGUUUUAGUACGGUAUAUAAAGUUUUUAUCAACUAUAAAUUAAAUGUUCUAGGACAAUGGAAAAAUACAGCAGUGGCAAUAAAAAGAAUGGCACCACGUAAUCCAUCCUCAGACCAAUAUUUAAGAACAGAGAUUCAACAAUCAUUUACAGAAAUAAAAAUUCUCAAUUCGCGUCCUCACGAAAAUAUUUUACCACUUUAUGCAUACAGCCUGGAUGGAGAGACACCCUGUCUCAUUUAUCAACUGAUGCAAAAUGGAUCCUUAGACGAUGCUUUGCGUCUAAGGGGAAAUUCUGAACCACUCAGUUGGUUGCAACGUCAUGAAAUAGCUGUAGGAACUGCUAGAGGAUUACAAUAUUUACAUACAAUUGGAGAUAGACCAUUGAUUCAUGGCGAUAUCAAAAGUUCUAAUAUUCUGCUUAACAGAAACUUAGAGCCAAGACUUGGUGACUUUGGAUUAGCACGAGAAGGACCAGAGAAAGCAGAUAUGCUAGUGAGUAAAAUUCUUGGGACCAAACCUUAUUUACCUGACGAUUAUCUGACUGACAGAAGAUUGUCUACAAAAAUAGAUACUUACAGUUUUGGCAUCGUCUUAUAUGAACUGGCAACUGGUCUUUUAGCUUACGAUAAUAGUAGACCACAGCACAAAUUUCUUAAAGAGUUUGUCAAAAACUUUAAUAAAGACGAUCAAGCGCAGAUUAUGGAUAAAAAGGCUGGAACAGAGAUGAAAUCUAUUUUCAUCAAUUUCAUACUAUUAGGAAAUUGGUGCACGAACAAGCUACCAAAGGAUAGACCAGAAAUGGAGCCUGUUUUUAGAAAAUUAAAUAAUUUAUAAACAUUAGAGAAUUCAAUCGUUAAAAAUAUGCGAUAAUUGUAAUAUAAAUAUAUUUUUACAGAAUUUAUUAUUUCAUGAACUAGUAAAUUAUGGAGAAUAUUCAGUUUUUCCGUGCUAAGAUACAAUAUCUAAUGAUACAUUUCAAUAAACGCACGGUAAAAAAAUGAACUUAUAAGAAUAAAAAUAAACUACAAAUUGUAAAAAUCA
This is a messenger RNA of Cephus cinctus (wheat stem sawfly), 2330 nucleotides long. Its product is annotated as serine/threonine-protein kinase pelle. Gene Ontology annotation, cellular component: plasma membrane. Gene Ontology annotation, molecular function: ATP binding; protein kinase activity. Gene Ontology annotation, biological process: protein phosphorylation. The record is from RefSeq and is a predicted model, not a curated record. The coding region runs from base 555 to 2123 and encodes 522 amino acids. The transcript has 4 exons. Lineage: Eukaryota; Metazoa; Arthropoda; Insecta; Hymenoptera; Cephidae.